Messenger RNA from Vidua macroura (Pin-tailed whydah), 1174 nucleotides. RefSeq names its product fms related receptor tyrosine kinase 3 ligand (gene FLT3LG). Gene Ontology annotation, biological process: positive regulation of cell population proliferation. The transcript has 7 exons. Gene Ontology annotation, molecular function: receptor tyrosine kinase binding; cytokine activity. Bases 242 to 997 code for a protein of 251 amino acids. Lineage: Eukaryota; Metazoa; Chordata; Aves; Passeriformes; Viduidae. The record is from RefSeq and is a predicted model, not a curated record. Gene Ontology annotation, cellular component: membrane; cell surface.
GUGGGAUGAGAGAGCUAGUCCCCCGGGUGAGGAAGGGGCAGCCCGGGGUCCGCGGCGUGGGAGGGGGAGGCUCAGGGCGUCCCGCUGCCCUCUCGGGUUUCCUGGGCCCCCUCCCGGCUCGGUGCCGCUUUCGCUUUCGGCGGCGGCUCCGCCGCGGCCCGAGGGGUCCCGGAGGGGGUCCCGGGGGUGGCUCCGGGAGCGCUCGCGGGUCCCCGUGCGCCAUCCCCAGCUCAGCACCGCGAUGGACUUGCCCCCCCCCCGCUCUGCUCUGGUGCCGCUCCUGCUCCUUCUGGCCGUGCCCACCCCCAGCAGCUGCUGCUCCUUCGGCUUUAACCCCAUCAGCAGCACCUUCAGCGCCCACCUGAACAACCUGACCCCCUGGCUGCUCCUCGACUACCCUGUGGCGAUGCCCAGCAACCUGGAGCCGGUGAGCGAGAACCCUCCGAAUCCCACGUGUGCCCCCCCAAAUCCCUCCCUGUUCCUGCAGCCCCGGACACCUCUGACCCCUGUCCCUCCAAAUCCUCAACUGCCCCGGCCUCCCCAGGACAGUGCCUGCUCUGAUCUCUGGGGGCUUCACUUUGGGGCACUGGCUCUGCAGCGAAUGUUGGGGGUGGCAGGGAAGGAUUUGGCCCCCCUGCUCAGGACCCUCCUUGCCCAGCUCCACUUCGUAGCCGAGUGUCACAUCCAGGACCCCCAGGGCUGUGUCCAGCUGGAGAUGGUGAAUGUGUCGCAGCUCCUGGAGACCCUCGUGCAGCACCUGGGGGGGCUGCAAGGGAGACCCCCCCACUUCCCUGGCUGUGCCCGCUUGCGCUGCCAUCCAGGCCCGGCGCUGAUCAGCCCAGCAGUGCGGCACGAGGGGACCUUGGGGGCCAGGCAGGGACCCCCCAGCCCCGCUGGACACGGGCUGGUGCUGCUGGGGGGAGUUGGGGGGGCCCUGGGCCUGGUGGCACUGGUCUGGGUACUGUGGAGGAGACCCUGUGCCCAGGAUGGGACCUGAGUGGCCGAGUGGUACUUGGGGACAGACACAGGCUGGCCUGAGCCACUGGUGAGAGACGGGGACCCUCCAGUUCCCUGCUGGAAGCCCUUGGGAGCUACACCGAGAUCUCCCGGAGCGACGGAGAGACGAGGGGGCCCAGCCUGGCCCCGUGCAGUGCCCAUAAAGCUGAUGUUGACA